AUGCUCCCCCACCCCUCAGGCUCCCUCCCCAUCCUCCUACUUUUCCUCCUCCCCAGUGUCCCAAUGGAGCCCCACGCCUCACCCUCACCCCUGCCCCCAUUUCCAGUCCCUGAGUGGGACCUCUUGUCCCCCCGAGUAGCCCUGUCCAGGGGUACCCCCGCUGGGCCCCCUCUGCUCUUCCUGCUGGAGGCUGGAGCCUUUGGGGAGCCAACUGGCAGCCCGGCCAACCGCACUCGGCGGGGGGUGAGUGAGACAGCACCAGCGAGUCGCCGCGGAGAGCUGGCUGUGUGUGACGCAGUCAGCGGCUGGGUGACAGACCGCCGGACUGCUGUGGACCUGCGUGGGCGCGAGGUGGAGGUGCUGGGCGAGGUGCCUGCGGCUGGUGGCAGUCCCCUUCGCCAGUACUUCUUUGAAACCCGCUGCAAGGCUGACAGCGCUGGGGAAGGUGGCCCCGGUGGGGGUGGAGGAGGCUGCCGGGGUGUGGACCGGAGGCACUGGGUGUCUGAGUGUAAGGCCAAGCAGUCCUACGUGCGGGCAUUGACUACCGAUGCCCAGGGCCGUGUGGGCUGGCGAUGGAUUCGAAUUGACACUGCCUGUGUCUGCACGCUCCUCAGCCGGAAUGGCCGGGCCUGAGGCCCAUGCCUGGGAACUGGGCAGGUAGAGGAAGAAGAGAGCUGGAUGCUGAAAGACCUCAGGGGUGGCCUGGCUGCUCUAGGCCUCAGUUUGGGAACUCGUCAAAUGGUCACAAAAAUCACAGCUCUCCGAUUUUGAGAGCUCCAUCUGGGCAAGAAAGACAGAUGGUGAAACCAAAUGGGGGUUUUGAAGGAUGAAUAGGAGUUCUCUUGGAUGAACUUGAGGGUAAUAAUGAUGAUGAUGAUGAUAGCCAAUAUUUUCUGAGUGCCUACUGUUUAUGAGCUCUAAUACACAUCUUGUCAGAUCA
Molecule: messenger RNA, 940 nt
Organism: Orcinus orca (killer whale)
Lineage: Eukaryota; Metazoa; Chordata; Mammalia; Artiodactyla; Delphinidae
Gene: NTF4
Product: neurotrophin 4
Exons: 1
Coding region: 1-633 (210 amino acids)
Biological process (GO): nerve growth factor signaling pathway; memory; cell surface receptor protein tyrosine kinase signaling pathway
Cellular component (GO): extracellular region
Molecular function (GO): nerve growth factor receptor binding; growth factor activity
Source: RefSeq, a predicted model, not a curated record